Molecule: messenger RNA, 2301 nt
Organism: Hordeum vulgare subsp. vulgare (domesticated barley)
Lineage: Eukaryota; Viridiplantae; Streptophyta; Magnoliopsida; Poales; Poaceae
Product: RAN GTPase-activating protein 2-like
Exons: 2
Coding region: 332-1996 (554 amino acids)
Molecular function (GO): protein binding; GTPase activator activity
Source: RefSeq, a predicted model, not a curated record
CAGGUCCAGAAACCCUACCCUACCCCCCCCACCCCACCCCACCCCCCGCACUCCACAAACCCACGCUCCGCCGGCCGCCGCAUCUUCCUGUACCAGUUGCUGCCCCCCGCCCCCGCCCCCACCCCAGGCGAUCCCCCGGCGAGCCCCUCUCCGCUCUCCCCGUCGCGCCGCCUCCGCCUCCGCCCCCGGUCGACGUAGCUGGCCUCAGGUGGAAGCGGCCGCCUCUGUCCCCUAGCCCGACGCCGACGCCGCCGCGGCCGUUCCCCCUCCUCGAGUAAACGGUCGCCGCCGUCUGGAUCCAAGGUUGUUGUGUGAAGUGCCACGUAACCACAUGGCUUCAGUGGUGCAAGAUUUCCAGCCACGGACAUUCUCCAUCAAACUGUGGCCACCGAGUGAAAGCACUCGUCUGAUGCUUGUGGAGAGGAUGACCAAGAACCUGUGCAAUGAGUCAAUCUUUUCUCGCAAGUAUGGCCUUUUGGGCAAAGAAGAGGCUCAUGAGAAUGCUAAAAGGAUUGAAGAGAUGUGCUUUGCUUCUGCAGAUGAGCAUUUCAAGACGGUGCCUGAUGGUGAUGGGAGUUCUGCAGUCCAGCUAUAUGCAAAAGAAACAAGCAAGCUGAUGCUGGAAGUCCUGAAAAAAGGUCCAAGGACGACUGCGGAACCAGAAGCGCCUGUUAUUGAUACACCUAUGGAGCCUGCUGAUACUCUAUUUGAUAUUUCUGGUGGCAAGCGUGCAUUCAUUGAGGCGGACGAAGCAAAGGAACUUCUGAGCCCACUAAUGAAACCAGGAAACUCGUAUAGCAGGAUUUGCUUGAGCAACAGGAGCUUUGGUAUCGGUGCUGCCAAUGUUGCUGGGCCAAUUCUUGAAUCAAUAAGAACUCAGCUCAAGGAGGUUGAUAUCUCAGAUUUUGUUGCCGGAAGGCCUGAGGAUGAAGCCCUUGAUGUGAUGCGGAUAUUCUCCAAAGCUUUAGCAGGGUCUGUACUGAGAUACCUGAACAUCUCUGACAAUGCUUUAGGUGAGAAGGGUGUGAGGGCAUUCACAGAGCUGCUAAAAUCUCAGGGCAACCUGGAAGAACUGUAUGUGAUGAACGAUGGCAUAUCAGGGGAAGCUGCAAAAGCUCUAUCUGAGCUUAUUCCUUCAACUGAGAAGCUUAAGGUUCUUCACUUCCACAACAAUAUGACUGGUGAUGAAGGUGCUAUGUUCAUUGCUGAGAUGGUUAAACGUUCUCCAAAUCUUGAGAGCUUUAGGUGCUCAGCAACACGGAUAGGAUCUGAUGGUGGAGUGGCAUUGGCUGAGGCACUGGGGACAUGUACUCGUCUGAAGAAGCUUGAUAUCAGGGAUAACUUAUUUGGUGUCGAGGCAGGGGUGGCUCUCAGCGAAACCCUUCCAAAGCUUGGUGAUCUUGUUGAGCUGUACCUCAGCGACCUCAAUCUUGAGAACGAGGGCACCAUAGCAAUUGUGAAUGUCCUCAAGGAGUCGGCACCUCAGCUGGAGAUCCUAGAGAUGGCAGGAAACGAGAUAACCGCCGACGCAGCCAAACCUUUGGCAGAAUGCUUGACUGCAAUGCAGUCGCUCAAGAAGCUGACUCUGGCUGAGAAUGAACUGAAGGAUGCUGGGGCGGUGGCGGUUGCGAAAUCUCUGCAAGAGGGCCACCCAGAUUUGAAGGAGCUUGACGUGAGCACAAACCUGUUUCAGAGGUCUGGAGCCCGCUGCUUUGCCCAGGCGGUGGCAAACAAGCCAGGCUUUUUGCUGCUGAACAUGAACGCGAACUACAUCCCUGAGGAAGGCAUUGACGAGGUGAGGAAGAUCCUGAAGGCAGGCGAGAACUCGGCGGACGUGCUUGGCCCGCUGGACGAGAACGAGCCCGAGGGGAACCCUGAUGACGAGGAUGAAGAGGAGGACGAAGAUGACGAGGCAAAGUAUGGGGACGGUAACGGGAAGGAUGCUGGUCUCGGCUCGAAGCUGCAGGACUUGCAGGUGGAGGCGGAGGAGGACUAAAGCCCGCCAGUAUCUUUUGCUCCGGUUUUAGCUUCUUCUGAAAUGUUUUGCCGGAUCGGAUGGAAUUUGGCAUGAAGAGAAGGAACUCCUAGCUGUGGCCGGCUCAACUGAAUUUUGAACCGAAUCAAGCGGCCAGUUUGGUUUAUCUGCAACUUUUCGGAUGGAACUUUUGUUUCGCGUUUUAGCACCGUCUUUGUUCUGUCAAAGUACUAGUCUGGUCAAGGUCAAGCCUGGACCCUUUUAAAAAUUUAAAUCCAUGGGAUAUUGGCACGGCAUGUGUUUGCUGUGAUAUGUUUGGGAACCUA